This is a messenger RNA of Orycteropus afer afer, 1799 nucleotides long. NCBI's taxonomy places the organism in Eukaryota, Metazoa, Chordata, Mammalia, Tubulidentata, Orycteropodidae. The record is from RefSeq and is a predicted model, not a curated record.
CUUGGCCGGGUGGACCAGGUCUCUGAGUUUGAAUAUGAUCUGUUCAUUAGGCCUGAUACCUGUAAUCCACGCUUCCGAGUCUGGUUCAACUUUACUGUUGAAAACGUGAAAGAAUCACAGGUGAGGGAAGUAAUGGAUACCUUCAGUUUGGUUUUGAGGGUCAUUUUCAACAUUGUUAACUUCAGCAAGACUAAAAGUCUUUAUAGAGAUGGGAUGGCCCCUAUGGUGAAAUCUACCAGCAGACCAAAAUGGCAAAGGCUGCCACCUAAAAAUGUUUACUACUACCGCUGCCCAGACCAUAGGAAGAAUUAUGUGAUGUCCUUUGCAUUUUGUUUUGACCGAGAAGAUGACAUUUAUCAGUUUGCUUACUGCUACCCAUACACAUACACUCGCUUCCAGCAUUACCUUGACAGCCUGCAGAAGAGAAACAUGGAUUACUUCUUUCGUGAGCAGCUGGGCCAGAGCGUGCAACAGCGUCAACUUGACCUCCUGACGAUAACCAGCCCUGACAACCUUCGGGAAGGGGCUGAGCAGAAGGUGGUAUUCAUCACGGGGCGAGUCCACCCAGGUGAAACACCUUCUUCGUUUGUGUGCCAAGGGAUCAUUGACUUCCUUGUGAGCCAGCACCCGAUUGCUCGUGUCUUACGGGAACACCUGGUCUUCAAGAUUGCACCAAUGCUCAACCCUGAUGGAGUGUACCUGGGAAAUUACAGGUGCUCUCUGAUGGGAUUUGACCUGAACCGUCACUGGCUGGAUCCCUCUCCAUGGGCACACCCUACACUGCAUGGGGUGAAACAGCUCAUCAUCCAGAUGUACAAUGACCCGAAAACAAGCCUGGAGUUUUAUAUUGAUAUCCAUGCCCAUUCCACAAUGAUGAAUGGCUUCAUGUAUGGCAACAUCUUUGAGGAUGAGGAACGGUUCCAGAGGCAGGCCAUUUUCCCCAAGCUCCUCUGCCAGAAUGCUGAGGACUUCUCCUACUCCAGCACAUCCUUUAACCGUGAUGCUGUGAAAGCAGGAACAGGUCGUCGCUUCCUUGGUGGACUCCUGGACCACAGUUCCUAUUGCUACACUCUCGAAGUCUCCUUCUACAGCUACAUCAUUGGGGGCACCACGGCUGCUGUGCCCUACACUGAAGAAGCCUAUAUGAAGCUGGGACGGAAUGUGGCAAGAACAUUUUUGGAUUAUUAUCGGCUGAACCCUGUGGUUGAGAAAGUAGCGAUUCCCAUGCCGAGGCUGCGGAAAGAAAAAGCCCCUCCCUACAAGUACCCACUCCUGAGGGGCCCGGCCAGCAACUACCCCAAUGGCAAAAGGGACAAGAAGAGCUCAGUGAACCACAAAGACCCUUCAAUCUUUUUAAAGACAUGGAGUCCGGGGAGGUCUUGUGGGUGCAGGAGUGUGCACUUUCUGCUAGGACAUAAAUUAAUCCCCUUUUCUAGUCUCCCAGAUAAAGAUUUGUGGGAUAAUAAAUAGGCUAGUGAAAGAGGAGAAAAAUGAGAAAUUUCAUCAUUGAUUUCCCCUUUUACCAAUGGAAAAUCAAUUGUGAGACUUCAGCUCAAAGCUCAGGAACAAAAUAGGAGACUCUAACCAGGUGAGUACAGAUGCUAUCUUCCACAAAACAGAGUCUCUCUCAGAAAGAGGAAAACUCACACAUCCCUUUGUAAGAUGUUUGACACAUCUCAGGUCAGUCCUUUUGAAGCCAUUUUACAUUUUUAAGUUGUAUAUUUCCUAUAAAUGGCUACCUUUUAGAAUAGGCUACAGUUGUUUGCUCUUUUAAAGAUUCAAUAUUCAUAUUUUCUGAU